This is a messenger RNA of Entelurus aequoreus (snake pipefish), 1482 nucleotides long. RefSeq names its product adenosine deaminase tRNA specific 2 (gene adat2). Gene Ontology annotation, molecular function: zinc ion binding; tRNA-specific adenosine-34 deaminase activity. Gene Ontology annotation, cellular component: nucleus; cytoplasm. Gene Ontology annotation, biological process: tRNA wobble adenosine to inosine editing. Bases 249 to 806 code for a protein of 185 amino acids. The transcript is spliced from 5 exons. NCBI's taxonomy places the organism in Eukaryota, Metazoa, Chordata, Actinopteri, Syngnathiformes, Syngnathidae. The record is from RefSeq and is a predicted model, not a curated record.
AGACCAGAUGAAGUAUAACAUUUAUGAUAAAAUAAUUAUUAACUUCCGGUUAGUUAAACACGAAACCGGUCCGUCCAAUAUUGCCUUCCCCUGUCGGCUUUAGCGUGAAACACCGACGGAACUGAAACCACUCCCGAGUAAUCCGAAACGUGAACACAUGUUUACAGAAAACCCCUUAUAGAAAUACUAUGUGGGUAAGUAUCGUCCUUCAGCGUGAAGUAAAGAAAAAAUAAAGUAACAAGUUCGACAUGGACACAGAGGACGGUAAAGCUCUUUUUUGUGAGACUGACGGACACAUUGAAAAGUGGAUGGGCCGCGCUUUUGACAUGGCUAACGAUGCCCUGAGCAAUGGAGAAGUUCCAGUUGGAUGUUUGAUGGUCUACAAGGAUGAGGUGGUGGGGAGGGGAAGGAACGAGGUCAACGAGACCAAAAACGCAACUCGCCAUGCAGAAAUGGUGGCCUUGGACCAGGUCCUGAACUGGUGUGGUCAUAACAAUCUGGACGUGAGAAGCGUGUGUGAACAGACGGUGUUGUAUGUCACCGUGGAGCCGUGCAUCAUGUGUGCUGCUGCUCUACGUCUCACGAACAUUCCCGUGGUGGUUUACGGCUGCAAGAAUGAGCGCUUUGGUGGCUGUGGAUCAGUCCUGGAUAUCUCUUCUGCAAACCUGCCUCAAACCGGAACAUCCUUCAAGUGUGUCUCAGGCCACAGAGCAGAAGAAGCUGUGGAGAUGUUAAAGAUGUUCUAUAAGCAAGAGAACCCAAAUGGUGACAGCAGAGCCUUUAUCUCUCCAUACUUUUACACAUAGAGUGGACCAUCUAAAGUCGAACGGGUUCACCAUAAUUUUUAGGUAAUGUGUAGGGAUGUCCGAUAAUGGCUUUUUGCCGAUAUCCGGUAUUGUCCAACUCUUUAAUUACUGAUACCGAUAUCAACCGAUAUAUGCAGUCGUGGAAUUAACACGUUAUUAUGCCUAAUUUGGACAACCAGGUAUGGUGAAGAUAAGGUACUUUUUUAAAAAAUUAGUAAAAUAAGAUAAAUAAAUUAAAAACAUUUUCUUGAAUAAAAAAGAAAGUACAACAAUAUAAAAACAGUUACAUAGAAACUAGUAAUGAAUGAAAAUUAGUAAAAUUAACUGUUAAAGGUUAGUACUAUUAGUGGACCAGCAGCACGCACAAUCAUGUGUGCUUACGGACUGUAUCCCUUGUAGACUGUAUUGAUAUAUAUUGAUAUAUAAUGUAGGAACCAGAAUAUUAAUAACAGAAAGAAACAACCCUUUUGUGUGAAUGAGUGUAAAUGGGGGAGGGAGGUUUUUUGGGUUGGUGCACUAAUUGUAAGUGUAUCUUGUGUUUUUUAUGUUGAUUUAAUAAAAAAACCACAAAAAAAACCCCGAUACCGAUAAUAAAAAAAACGAUACCGAUAAUUUCCGAUAUUACAUUUUAACGCAUAUAUCGGCCGAUAAUAUCGGCCUGCCGACAUCCCUAGUA